Molecule: messenger RNA, 3968 nt
Organism: Coccidioides immitis RS
Lineage: Eukaryota; Fungi; Ascomycota; Eurotiomycetes; Onygenales; Onygenaceae
Exons: 3
Coding region: 1-3816 (1271 amino acids)
Biological process (GO): Golgi vesicle transport
Cellular component (GO): Golgi apparatus
Molecular function (GO): small GTPase binding
Source: RefSeq, a predicted model, not a curated record
AUGGUGUCGACUGAGGAGUUGGCUCCCAUUAGAGAGCCUGCAGUAGGGGAUACGUCCGCUCCGGCCCCGGAAAAUGUGAAUGACGCCCACGAGGUAAAGUCGGAGGCGGAAUCAGCCAAAGACAAGACUCCAAGUUCUCCAGAGCAGAGGGGAACGCCUUCCAAGCGACCCAUGACAGGAAGCGGACCCAAACGACCAGUGGCACCUAGCGCUACUAGGACUUCCAAGCCGACAGCGGCGUCAACACGCACGGCUCCGGGAAGUACCCUGAAUAAACCUCCAAUUCGCCCCACCACCAUUAACACCUCUCGAAGACCUCCAUCGAGCGGCGCACCUACCACUGGCGUCUCGCAUCGAUCUCGCAUGUCCAUAGGAAGCUCCGCGGACGAAAGGACUAGCCGUUUUACGAGCUCCGGCGACGAGAACAAGAAACCUAGCACGGUUAAAAGAAUGUCGCUGACCGGAACCCCAGCUGCUAGAGCUCCUACGAAAUCGACAACAUCGGAUCGUAGACCAACAGUCACUUCGUCAUCAAGGGCUGCCGCCAGGGCCACCGCUCCAUCCACACAGAGCCCGGCCAAGCCAACCUCUCGGUCCACAGCGACGGUUCCAUUGACAGGUGCACGGGCCGCACGACCAGCAACCACUGGUAGGGCCUCGGUUUCUGGCGCUGACGCUAUUAAACGGCGUGCGGCCGCUCCAGCGUCUCCAGUGAAGAAAAGGCCAUCUAGUGAAGUCCCAUCGAAGAGCCUUACCUCGAAAUCACCGGAGCUACAGAAGCGAAUUGCGGAAUAUGAAGCUAUUAGAGCAAUGCUGCUGGCGGCUAUUGCUGCUGACGAGGCUGGAGAUGAAACCAAACGUGACGAAAUUCAAAGUGAUAUUGACAACGAAGUCUCCAAGCUCAGAGAAGGCCUGGAACCUAGCAGGCUGAAAGAAUCCGAUGAGGGUGAAGGCAAUAGAAUUUCGCAUUUACAGUCACAGCUCGAAGCCAGUGAAAACAAGAUCUCAGAACUCCAGAAGCUCCUCGAUGAGAGUCUCGCCAAGGCCGCAGAUUUAGAGAAAUCGGUCAGUGAGGGUGCUAGUGUCGCUCAAGAAGAACAUCUGGCCCAGAUGACCUGUUUGGCCGAAGCUCACUCGCAAGAACUGAAGAGUUUGCAAACAAAAUUGGAAGAAGCCGAGAUCAAGCAUCAAGCACUCAUUACCCAACAUGUAACAGAGCUAGAAGAAGCCAAGAAAUCUGCCGCCGAGGUUGGGGACUCGAACAUUAGAGAGCUUGAGGAACAAAAAGCAGCCCAUGCUGCAUCUGUCGAAAAGCUGGAAGGCGAGCUUGCCGCUGAACGCUCUUCAGCGAGCGAACUAUCGACCCAAAUAGAAAGCUUGAAAUCAGAGAUUGCUGCUCGAACUGAAGAAUUAAGCGCCGCUAAGAAACUGGCCGAGGAUGAAAAGCAAUCUUUUGCUGAGUCUCACCAGAACAAUCUCAUACAGCUUGAGAAUGAAUUAAGAGGGCAGGAUGCAGUCAUGAAGUCUCUCAAGGAUGAAAUCCAGCUCCUUAAAGAUUCGAAGGAUCAGGAGCUAGCGGAAGCUCGAGAAUCGUCCGCUCAAAUAGUAGCAUCGUUCGAAGAAAAAAUUACAUCGCUUGAGGAGAAAUUGGCACGAACAGAAUCGGACGCUACGCGCGAAACAGCCGAAAACACCCAGUCUCUUGCUGACAAGGACGGCGAAAUUCAGCGCCUCGGUGAAGUUAUCGACGGCCUUCAAGAUAGCAUUCAGAAGUUGCAUGAAUCCAAGUCCAGCGAGCAAGACCAGCAAAUCAUUGAGCUUAACACCAGCCACGAGCGCGCUGUUGCGGCGUUGAAAGCCGAACACGAUUGUGCACUGGCUAGUCUAACUGCUGAACACGAGCAAAAGCUCGCGGACGCCAGCAACGAGACGAAAACCUUAAAAGAGGAACGGGAACAUGAAAUUGCGAGCUUGACUCAGAAGCAUGAGACCGCUCACACUGAGCUAAAUAAUCUCAUCUCCGAACUUAAUGCAACAAAGACACGUAUGGAGACGGAAGCUGACGACUUGAAGAAAUCGCAUGAGGAUGAGCUUCAGUCCUUGCAAACCAAAUUAUCCGAGGCGGAAAAGUCGUUGGCUGAAGCUAAGCAACUAAGAGAGGAAAGUAAUGCCGCAGCAAAAGAAGCCAAUGAACACGCGAUACAAUCCUUGGAAGACAAGAUUAAGUCAAUGGAGGCUGAAAUGGCCGGCAGCAAUGCUCGUAUUGAAUCCCUUACCGCUGAAUUGGAGGCAGAGGGGGCUCGGGUUGAAGCGCUCCAAAAAGAACUUGAGGCCUCUGAAGCUGACCGUAAAGGGAAGGAUGAGCAACACGAUGCCUUGGUCAAAAAUCUCACUGCUGAUGCCGAAGCAGUGGCAAAGUCCCUGGAGGAGACGACCCAAGAACUUUCAUCGACUCAGGAGAGACAUGCCGCUGCUUUAUCUGAUCUAUCAGCUGCCCAUGACGCCGCGGUUGCAACUUUAAAAGCUGAGCUAUCACAAUCCCAUGAAAGUGCACUGAAGGACCUCCAGCAGAAGUUUGAUGAGCUGUCCACUGCAAAGAUUGACAUCGAAACGGCACAUGCAGUGCAGAUUGAAGGCUUAAAGGCCGAGUAUUCUACCGCCCUCGAACAGCAGGUGGCCAAGCUGACAUCCCUCGAAGAGAACCACAAGAGUGCCAUGGACGAUUUGAAAAAGGAAUUUGAAGAAUCUACAUGCAAACAAAAUCAAGAGCUAGAAGCGUCACAUAUACAAAAGAUUAAUGAAUUGGAAGCCGCACACGCGGAAGCAAUCGAGGAGCUUCUUGGUGCCCAUGAAGAAAAGCUAAACAAUUUGAGAAACGAGCUUGAAGCCGGAUCCAAGGAGAAGUUGGCAGAGGCGGAGGCCUCUCACUCUACCACUCUAGGCGAACUUCAACAGCAGCUCUCAAAGGCCCAGGAAGCUGCUGCCGAUACCUCGGUGGUUGAUAGCCUGCGAGAAGAGCUAUCUCACCUCACCUCUCAGUUGGCGAAGGCACAACAGGAUAAGGCUGAGGUUGAAGCCACAUUGCAAUCCACACAGUCUUCCGUUUCGGAACUCGAGGGCUUGCGGCCAGAUUUGGAGGCUACCAAAGCUGAACUUUCUUUCGCUAACGAAAGCCUCGCUGAACUUAAAAAAGCCCAGGAAAGCACGGCCGCAGAAGUUGAGAAGUUGAAGGCCAAUACUUCUGAGGCCGAAGCGAAGACACAAAGCGCUGAAGCAAAAUUUGCCGAUCUCGAGAAAGAUAUAAAUGCUUUAAGUGAGAAGAACAUUUCUCUGGUUGAACAGCUGCAGGAGGCGGAAACCGCGGCAGCGAAAUCCAAUCGACGUAUUCGGGAACUGGAGUUUGACCUCGCCGAAGCCACCAAGGGCAAGGACGAUUCGACCACGAUGUCCAACGGCGACACUCUAAAAUCCAAGGGUGGUUUGGCUGAUAGCAAAUGGGCGGUGCGGGAUGAUGAGCAACCUACCACUGAGGGUAAGAAUGAAACCGCCACUAAGCCCACGGUAGAAGUCGCCGUCCCUGACCCCAAGGGGGUUGAGGACCUUGGCUCUUCUAUUCAAGGAACGAUGGCCAGCCUUCGGGAACGGCUGCGGCAGCUUGAAGAUGAAAGCGGAAGUUUGCUAGACGAGGAUGUGAGAAUGGUGGACAUCCUUUCCAAAAUUAGCCGGGACGCUUCUUCUCCACACACCCCCGUUACGCCUAGCAUGUCUAUCACUAGCGAUAGAGGAGUUGCGAAAGAAGCUGCGGUUGAAUCCUGAGCCAUUGUCGUCUCGACGCUUCACACCACUCACUAUAUUGGGCAUUUAUUCGUGAUUACCACCCCCUUCCUUCAGUCUUUUGUAGAUUGAGAUACCUCUCCCGCUCCAAUGGGAGCAUAUGUGUAUGGAUAUUUUUGUUUUGCUGGACGUGU